CUGGGCUGCGAUUCAGCUGCGCGACGUCGCCUGCGGCCGAAGGAGUCGCCUUUGCGGAGGCAGCCCUCGCCCUUCCCUCGCCCAGCCUCGCCCGCUUCGGCAAAGCGAAGCUCCUCGAGCAGAAAUUGCCUUAGAAAAUCGGAGUUUUCCUCUCUUGGCGCGUUGCAACAGCCAUUUUUUAUUUUCCAAUAAGCCUUUGCAAGCAGUUAUUAGCAAAAAAACCACCCCUAUUUAUUUUAUUUUUUGCAUUUCAUUUUAUUUUUUGCAUUUCAUUUCAUUUUUGCAUUUCAUUUCAUUCUUUGCAUUUCAUUUUAUUUCAUUUUUUAUUUUUUGCAUUUAGCAAUCGAAAGCAAUUUUUUGCGCUUGCAUUUUUAUUUUAUUUUUUUGCAAUAGCCCUUCAAAAGCAGUUUUUUUGUGCUUGCAUUUUUAUUUUUUGCAAUAGCCCACCCUGCAGCCGGUAGCAGGACAGCGCGGACACAUCUUUUCCUGCAAGGGAUCUGGAGAUCUUCCCAUCCCCUCCUGGUGCCUGUUUCCCUCUUCCUCUACCUCCCCACCUUACAUUAAGGGCCCGAUUUUUUAUUUUGCGAUCGAGCGAUUCCGUUUUCCCGGCGGCUCCGCCUGCAGCUCCUCGUCUCUCCUUCCAUUCAUUGGCGAGCAGAUUUCCUCCCGGAGCCCAGGAUCUCCUCCUCGGCCCCGUUUGCAAGAUGUUCAGCUGGCUGGGCAACGACGACCGGCGGAGGAAAGACCCCGAGGUGUUCCAGACGGUGAGCGAGGGGCUGAAGAAACUCUACAAAACCAAGCUUCUCCCUCUGGAAGAAUACUACAAAUUCCACGAGUUUCAUUCGCCCGCCUUGGAAGAUGCGGAUUUUGACAACAAGCCCAUGGUCCUCCUCGUGGGACAGUAUUCCACCGGCAAGACCACCUUCAUAAGGUAAAAACUGCUGGGUCUUUUUUUAAUAUUUUCAAAGAUCUUUAUUGAAAAUCAACAAAUAUACAUAAUAACCAAAAUUCCCAAGGAUUCCCUCACAUAAACUAGAAUAUCUAAAUUACAACAGCUGCACAAUUAUACACUUAAUUAUAAAACCCACCACCCACCCUCACAGCAAUUCGACUUCUUUAUAUUUCUUUCUACCUUUCCCCCUUGCAUUCUAUAAUGAAUUAUUUUUGUUAAAUUCUGGUUUUUCCUUCUUUAUUUGUUUUGUUUUUGCUUACAUUUUUUAUUUUAGGCCUAUUAACAUGUCAUUUUUAGAACAAUGUUUUGACAUGUAAUCUUCGAAAGACUUCCACUCCAUUCUUAACUUUUGAUUUGAUUGAUAUAUUAUAAUUUUGCCAAUUCUGUAUACUCACUUAAUUUACGAAUCCACUCUUCGUUUCUUGGUAUGUCCUGAGAUUCCCAUUUAGUAGCAAUCACUACCCUGGCAGCUGUUGUUGCAUAUAAAAAGAUUGUUUUUUCAUAUGUGGUAUGUCAAUUGCUGGGUCUUUUUUAUUCUUAUUAUUUAUUCGAUUUCUAAACGUUUUAUUAUUAUUUUUUAUAAAAUCACAUAUACACUCCCAAACAUAAAGACACCUUCUGGUGUUUUUAAUUUCUCCCUCUUGCCGCACGCUGUCUUCUUCCUCUUAUAUUAUAACAACUAUGCAAUAAUCUCUAAGGCUUUCUGUGGCUCAUCGUUCAAAUUCUGCUUGCAAAUUUAUCAUGCUAUAACAUUUCUUUAAAUGUUCCGAAAAAGGCUUCCAUUUUUUGCUGUUAGCGUGGCCAAUUCUGCAUAGAUCCGGGGUAGGCAACCUAAGAUACAGGGGCCGGAUGCGGCCCAAUCGCCAUCUAAAUCCAGCCCACGGACGGUCCGGGAAUCAGUGUGUUUUUACAUGAGCAGAAUGUGUCCUUUUAUUUAAAAUGCAUCUCUGGGUUAUUUGUGGGGCCUGCCUGGUGUUUUUACAUGAGUAGAAUGUGUUCUUUUAUUUAAAAUGCAUCUCUGGGUUAUUUGUGGGGCAUAGGAAAGGCCUUUUCUCGUGUUGUCACCCUAAACCUCUUGGGGAUAGGGGACACAGAGAAGGGUUUCGGAUGACACAUGCAGGGUCCGGGUCGGUUCAUAUGGGGAGAGGCAGUCCUAUAAUAAUAUUAAAUUUAUUAUUUAUACCCCACCCAUCUGGCUGGGUUUCCCCAGCCACUCUGGGCGGCUUCCAACCAAAUAUUAAAAACAAUACAGCAUCAAACAUUAAAAACAUCCCUAAACAGGGCCGCCUUCAGUUGUCUAAAAGUAAAAUAGUUGCUCAUUUCCUUAACAUCUGAUGCGAGGGUGUUCCAUAGGGCGGGUGCCACCACCGAGAAGGCCCUCUGCCUGGUUCCCUGUAACCUCACUUCUCACAGGGAGGGAACUGCCAGAAGGCCCUCGGCACUGGACCUCAGUGUCCAGGCAGAACAAUGGGGGUGGAGACGCUCCUUCAGGUAUACUGGACCGAGGCCGUUUCGGGCUUUAGAGGUCAGCACCAACACUUUGAAUUGUGCUUGGAAAUGUCCUGGGAGCCAAUAUAGGUCUUUCAAGACCUGUGUUAUGUGGUCUCGGUGGCCACUCCCAGUCACCAGUCUAGCUGCCGCAUACACCUUGUAUUUAAAACACCUUCAUUGCACAUAUAAAGUACAUGUCAUUGCCCAACGAAUCCUGGGAAUUCUAGUUACUCACCCCAGAGCUACAAUUCCCAACACCUGUAUCAAACUACAAUUCCCAGGACUGUUUGGGGGCAAGCCAUGUGCUAUGAAGGUGCUUUAAAUGUAUGUUUUGGUUCUGCCUGUGGAAGGCUGGGUGUCAUACCAGGCGCGUGAAUUAAUUUGUCCUGGCUAUCAGAACAUUGGCAACCAUACCAGAAAAUAAUUUGCCGUGAUUCUUUUCUAGAGGAAACUGUGCUCUUGGCCUUUGUAUACAGUCCCAUGUAGAAAAAUUGCGAGAUCACUGGAGCCUGUGAAAACCUUUGUGGGUCUUUGUGGUGAAAAUUAGCAUGAAUGGGCACGUAUGACAUACCAAGACCAUAGUUUUGCUGACCUUUUAAAAAAGUGGCAAAAUAUUAUGGGAAUCCUGAAGAAGAAGAAAAUCCAGGAGGGUUGGUCUGUUGCAGGAGAAAUUAGAAAGCGACUUGUGGCAUCUUGAAGACUCCCAGAUUUUAUUAUGGCGUAAGCUUUAAUGAUAAUCCUUAAGCAAGACUGUUUUCCCAGGGAGCAAAGUUUCCGACUGAUGGUGUUCAAGGCAAGGGGGUGUCUCAUGUUCACACAGCAAGUGGUGUUUACAUGAGAGGAGUCUGUGGAAUGCUGAGUGGACAGAUUCUGAGAAAAUUAUGGGCUGCUAGUAUGCUUAGAUCACGUCUUCCGUAAUUGGAGGAUAUUUUGGAGGAGAGAGAGGGUGGGGGAGAGAUUUUAGGUGACUUAGCUGGGUGCAUAGCAAUUGCCCAGUGGCCCCUGGAGAUUCGAAAAACGCUUUUCAGGCUUCUCUCAAGUGGUAACCAUAAACCUGCAGGUGCAGAAGAACAAAGAUGGUCCACUUUGAAGAAGUGGAGGCCUAAAAACAGGAUCUGGGCAGUCAUGGAAUCCACAGUGGGAAGAGUUACUGAAGAGCCACAAACCCCAUGGAAGAUCACUAGUAGAGACCUAUCUACCUGUGUCACCCUGAGAUGCUUCAGGCUUAGUUCUCAUUGAGUUGGCAAGGCUGCGUCUGGAUUUCACCACGUCAGACCACAGGUGGGGUCUCGUAUAACUGAAAUAGCCAGACAUAGACUUCUACCCUCUUGCUGAAAACUAGGCGUUGGGUCAGGGUUUGACUGUGGAACCUUUCCUGAGACUAGAUAAGAAGAUAGAGCGAGUUUGUUUUCUCCUGCUCUGGAGGGUAGGACUCGAACCCAUGGCUUCGAGUUACAAGAAAGCAGAUUGUGUCUUAAGUGUCAGGAAGAACUUUCUAACGGUAAGAGCUGUUCAACAGUGGAGCGGUCUCCCUCAGGAAGUUGGGGACUCCUUCCUUGGAGGUUUUUAAGCAGAGGUUGGAUGCUUUAGCUGAGAUUCUGAUCCUGAAUGGGUUAACUGUGCGUGCUCUAGUAAUCUCUCGCUUGGACUGCUGCAAUGUGCUCUAUGUGGGGCUACCUUUGAAGGUGACCCGGAAACUACAAUUAAUUCAGAAUGCGGCAGCUAGACUGGAGACUGGGAGCGGCCGCCGAGACCACAUAACACCGGUCUUGAAAGACCUACACUGGCUCCCAGGGCGUUUCCGAGCACAAUUCAAAGUGUUGGUGCUGACCUUUCAAGCCCUAAACGGCCUCGGCCCAGUAUACCUGAAGGAGCGUCUCCACCCCCAUCGUUCUGCCCUGACGCUGAGGUCCAGCGCCGAGGGCCUUCUGGUGGUUCCCUCACUGCGAGAAGCCAAGCUGCAGGGAACCAGGCCAGAGGGCCUUCUCGGUGGUGGCACCCACCCUGUGGAAUGCUCUCCCAUCAGAUGUCAAAGAGAUAAACAACUACCUGACAUUCAGAAUACAUCUGAAGGCAGCCUUGUUCAGGGAAGUUUUUAAUGUGUGACAUUUUAGUGUAUUUUUGGUCUUUGUUGGAAGCCGCCCAGAGUGGCUGGGGAAACCCAGCCAGAUGGGUGGGGUACAAAUAAUAAAUUAUUAUUAUUAUUAUUACCGUAUUUUUCGUUCCAUAGGACGCUCCGUCCCAUAGGACGCACCUACUUUUUUGGGGGGGAAAUAAAGGGAAAUUUUUUUUCCUUUAUUUCCCCCCCCCCCAAAACCAGGUCGGGGAACAGUGGGAUGGCGGCGCUGCGCCUCCCCGUUGUCCCCCGAGCUUGUGGGGCUGGCCGAUGUCUGCCCGGCGUGAGGGGCGCUCUGCUUCAGGGCGCCCCACGCGCCGAGCGGCAGGCUGCAGACACCUGCGCGAAGCACGGGGCGUCCUCCGGAGGGCACCCAUUCUCCGCGCUGCUGGCUGCCGCCCGCAAGCCGUGCGCGCUCAGGGGGAGUUCCCCUGGGCGCGCAAGGCUUGCGGACACCUGCGCAAAGCACAGGGCGUCCUCCGGAGGGCGCCCCGUGCUCCGCGCUGCAGGCUGCCGCCCGCAAGCCUUGCGCUCCCAGGGCAGAUCCCCCAGGUGCGCAAGGCUUGCCGACACCUGCGCGAAGCACGGGGCGUCCUCCGGAGGGCGCCCCGUGCUCCGCGUUGCAGGGUGCCGCCCGCAAGCCUUGCGUGCCCGGGGGAACUCCCCCGGGGUGCGCAAGGCUUGCAGAUAGCUUUCUGGAGCCUGGAGAGCGAGAGGUGUCGGUGCGCACCGACGCCUCUCGCUCUCCAGGCUUCAGCGAAAGCCUGCAUUCGCCCCAUAGGACGCACACACAUUUCCCCUUCAUUUUUGGAGGGGGAAAAGUGCGUCCUAUAGGGCGAAAAAUACGGUAUAUAUUCCUGCAUUGCCGGGGCUGGACUUAGAUGACCCUACAAUUCUAUGGUUCUAGAUCUAAUCCAUAGGAGCAAAGGAAGCUGUCUUCUCCCUGUGGAGUCCUCCUUCCUAGUAUUGGAGGUGGUUUGCCUCUGAACACAAAUUGCAGCAGCUGGAAAACAGCUUAUGAGUUUUCCCCAUAGGUACCGGGUUAGCUGCGUCAGGCACAGAAUGGGAAUCUAGGCUGGCCUUUGGCUUGAUCCUGCGGCCAGGUUCUUCCUACAGUGCGAUCAUGGAAGGAAUCAAAUGUAUCUGACGUUUCUCUUUGUCCAGUGCAUCUUCCAACGGGGAAGAUUUUUCCAGGUAUUCUAGCCGGUUGUUAUUUGUUAAAUUUAUGAGUCAGGUUUUCUUUUCUUUCUUUUUGCCACAGCAAUUCAAAGUGACUUACAAUACGUUAAGCAAGAAACCAACCAACCAACCGGCGUUAAAAUAUAUAAAUGCAAAAGGCGAUUCUCUUUAAAAACAACGCACCCAAACUAAAUUAAAACUUCCCACCCAUGCGGAAAGGCUGUAGAUAAUUAAAAUGAUGAAUAUCUCAUGUGACACAUGUCUACACCGUCUGAAUUUUCCUCAUAAUAGUAUGCGUAAUAAACCCCUUAGACUUUUACUGAUACUGGUGUCUCUCUUCUGGAUUAGUGAAAAUACAGCACUGCUAUAAAACUGAACUCCUGGGCUGAAUUAUGUAGCUUCUAAGAGCGAUUUUACAGCGGGAGUGGCUGACUUGUAAAACCACCCUGUGAUGCUUGCAUGAGGGGAGGUAUAUCAAUUUAAUAAGUAAUACAAAAUAAUAAUAAUAAUAAUAGUAGUAGUAGUAGUAAAAGUAAAGGUAAAGGGACCCCACACCAUUAAGUCCAGUCAUGGCCGACUCUGGGGUUGCGGCGCUCAUCUCGCUUUAUUGGCCGAGGGAGCCGGCGUACAGCUUCCGGGUCAUGUGGCCACCAUGACUAAGCCGCUUCUGGCGAACCAGAGCAGCGCACAGAAACACCGUUUACCUUCCCGCCAUUGUGGUACCUAUUUAUCUACUUGCACUUUGACGUGCUUUCGAACUGCUAGAUUGGCAGGAGCAGGGACCGAGCAACGGGAGCUCACCCCGUUGCAGGGAUUCGAACCGCCGACCUUCUGAUCGGCAAGUCCUAGGCUCUGUGGUUUAACCCACAGCGCCACCCGCGUCCCAAUAAUAGUAGUAGUAGUAGUAGUAAAUUGGCUGAAGGACCAUAUUCGUCCUUGACCUAGCUUUGGGGGACUUCAUAGCAGAGGUGGGUAUGGCCCAUUUGCGCCCCCCCAAGGAUGCACACACACAACCCAACUGCCCUACCCCACCCUCAGUUGACCUGUGCAUGAAUUGGGUUCAUCACCCGCCUCCUCAAAUCUGAUGACUGAGAGGUGGCAAUUUGUAUCCCCAUGGGGCACUGACCUGGGCAGGGAGAUUUAAGCUCUUUCCUUUUGGCUGCCAAAAUCUUUGGGAUCCUGAAAAAGAUGGAAUAAUUGCUGGGGAGAGGAGCUGCAACAGCCUGGUGUGGAUACUCUACGUGGGGCUGCCCUUGAGACUGACCCAGAAACUCCAGCGGGUGCAGAAUGCCACGGCGAGACUCCUUACGGGGUCCUCGCCGUGGGAUCACAUUCACCCGGUUCUCUACCAGCUGCACUGGCUCCCGGUGGAGUACAGGAUCAGGUUCAAGGUGCUGGUUUUAACCUUUAAAGCCCUAUACGUACCUACGGGACCGCCUCUCCUGGUAUGUCCCAUGGAGGACCUUACGGUCUUCAAACAAAAACAUCUUGGAGGUCCCGGGCCACAGGGAGGUUAGGCUGGCCUCAACCAGAGCCAGGGCCUUUUCGGCCGUGGCCCCGAUCUGGUGGAACGCUCUGUCCCAAGAGACUAGGGCCCUGCGGGACUUGACGUCUUUCCGCAAGACAGAGCUGUUCCACCAAGCCUUUGGCCAAGGCACAGCCUGACCCCCUCUCUCCUUCUGUAAUCCUCAUAGAACUCUAGCCCAAUGGUUGCCAUUAAUUUGAUUCUGAAUUGAUUUUAGAAUGAAUUGGUUUUAGAAUGCUGUAUUACUUUUACUGUUGUGAGCCGCUCUGAGCCCGGCUUCGGCUGGGGAGGGCGGGAUAUAAAUAACAUUUUAUUGUUUUUAUUAUUAUUAUAACCUGCUCCUGGCUUAGGGAGUUCUUUUAGCGCACCGUUUGCCUCCAUAUAAACCGCAUAAGAGUUGCUGAGUUUAGCAUCAAGGAAUGGAGUUUUAAAAGAAAAUAUUGGGGAAGGCAUGUAGCCCAGCAUUGAAGAUUUCCAUACAAAAAGACCCACCCCUGGCGGGGCUCAGAGAGACCCUUGCCUAAAAAAGCUUGAGAGCUGCUGCCAAUCUGUGUAGACAGUAUUAAUCUAGAUGGGUCAAAUGUUCUGACUCGGUUCCAGGCAGUUUCCUCUGUUCCGUGCGGUCCGUGGGCUGUCGUACUCUUCUGCUGAAUGUCCUUACGAAUCACGCUCCCUGUUUUUUUUGACCAGUAGCCUUGUUAAAAUGUUAAUAUUCUGGUUCUUCAGGGUCCAGCUCCCUUUCCUGGCUCUGUAGAAGUGAAGUCUCAACGAGUGUGUGCUUCCUGCUUUUAACGCGCGUGUAUGUAAAUACUGACACGGAAACGUUUAAGAUGAGGAUGGGAAGAGGACAGAAUCCUCAAAUUGUUGGGUUGGAAGGGGCCAAAAGGAUAAUCUAGUCCAACCCCCUGGAAUGCAGGAAUCUUUUGCCUCACGCGGAACUCGAACCCACAACCCUGGAAUUAAAGAGUCUUAUGCACUACCGAAUUAGCUGGAUGUGCCUUAACUCUGUUUAUAUGCGCAAAACAACAAACCUCUGGUUACGUGAAACAUUCAAUAAACACACAAGACGUAACCGGCUGUACGUUUGAAAAAAUAAUAUAUACUAUUCAUUGUGUUGAAUUGUAUAUUUCAACAGAAGCAGCUCAUAAAGUUCAACGAAGAAAGUAGAAGACCCAGUGGAUCAGUUCAUUCUCUAAAUCAGCAUAAGGUCCAUACAUGUGAAAAUGCAGUUCCACAGAAUCCUUUCAGAGUCUAAGACGAGGAUUUCUGGAAUAUUAGCCUUGUUUCACCGUCCUAGGCUUCAUCAGUAGUACAAACUCAUAUAUGAUAUCACAGGACAGUGGACCUUAGCAUAGUAGUAGCUGCUGUCCUGUGAUAUCACAUAUGAGUUUGUACUACUGAUGAAGCCUAAGAACUGCCACAGUCUUUCGUGUGGAUUGUUGGACUCUAUGAACAGACAGGUGGAAUAGACAUUUUCACGUAUAUGAACCUUAUGCAUAAGCUGAUUAGAGAAUGAACUGAUCCACUGGGUCUUCUACUUUUUCGUUGAAUUGUAGAUUUCUUUUUUUUAAUUUUUAAAUGAUAUUUAUUAAAAUUUCAGAAAAAAGAAUUACAUAAAAACAAGAAAUAAAAACAUAAAAAACAAAAGUCAAAAUACAAGAAAAAUACAAAAUAAAAGAAUAAAAACACGAAAAAAUAAAUAAAUCAAUCUUUCCAUACCUUACAUUCAUAUCCUUGUUUCCCUGACCUCCUCAUACCUCCCUUUUUUGUAUUCCAAUUCAAUUAGUUAAUUCAGCAAUUUCUUUCCCUCUUUGUUUUCUCUUAAUCCUUUAACUUAAUAUAGUAUAAGUUUAAAUUUUCACCUGUUAUCAAUCCAUUUUUACAUACACCUUUAUAGCAUUACUGCUUAAACCACUUAACUUCAUUCUAACAUCAUUCUAACAUUCAUUAAUUUUACAAUAUUUCUGUAGAUAGUCUUUAAAUUUCUUCCAAUUUUCUUUCACCAACUCUUCUCCCUGGUCUCGGAUUCUGCCAGUCAUUUCCGCCAAUUCCAUGUAGUCCAUCACCUUCAUCUGCCAUUCUUCCAGCGUGGGAAGUUCUUGUGUCUUCCAAUACUUUGCGAUGAGUAUUCUUGCUGCUGUUGUUGCAUACAUAAAGAAAGUUCUAUCCUUCUUUAGCACCAAUUGGCCGACCAUGCCCAGGAGAAAGGCCUCUGGUUUCUUCAAAAAGGUAUAUUUAAAUACCUUUUUCAAUUCAUUAUAGAUCAUCUCCCAGAAAGCUUUAAUCCUUGGGCACGUCCACCAAAGGUGAAAGAAUGUACCUUCAGUUUUAUUACAUUUCCAACAUUUAUUAUCAGGCAGAUGAUCUUUGAAUUGUAGAUUUCAACAGAAGUAGCUCAUCAAGUUCAACACAAUGAAUAGUAUAUAUAUAUAUUUUCAAACGUACAGCCGGUUACGUCUUGUGUGUUUAUUAACUCUGUUUAUGGCAUGAGAGCUAGGUCCGCUGACCCCAGACUGGGACUGGGCAAAGGCAGGAGUUUUGAGAGGACCCUGGGGAGUGUGGCUCAGUGGUUAGAGCGUCUGGCUUUUCAUGCAAAAAGUCCUAGCUUCAGUCCCCAACCUCUCACAGUUUGACUUGGAAUGCCCCCUGGCCGAAACCCUGAAGAGCUGCCAGUCAGUGCAGACAAUAUUAAGUGAGAUGGACCAGCGCACCUGACUCUGUAUUGAGGCUGCAUCCUGCUGUGAGAUUCUGGGGAGCGGAUUCUCCCUGCCAUAACCUCCUGCCAGCCACUCAUUACUUGAAGGGAGAGAAACUCAAGUCUGUGUACAGACAGCGGGAACCCACGGGGAGGUAAUAAAAUCUCCCGUACCUGGUGAUUGUUGACCUUGAAAGGUCCUGGAAUUUUUUACCUGUGCUGGUGUUUCGGAAACCUAAUCGCUUGCAUGCGAGAGCCAAGUACAGAAUGACCAAGCAGUUCAGCUGACUGCUUUUUCUUUUAGAAAACAAAACAGGAGCAGAUCUUUUCCAGCCAGAAAAUAGCAGGUUCCAGGAUGGCAGAUAUUUUUAAGGAGGACUUAAUAUUUUUUUGGGGGUUGGGGGGAACGGGACUGUGUGUAAAACAUGGAGGUGGAGUGGAAGAGAGAAACAGUGCAAGUAAAACUAUUAUUUUCCUGACUCCACCUUAAAUUUGGCUAUCCCACCCCCCCUUGCAAUAUUGUUGUUGUUCUUGUCAUUUAGUCGUGUCCGACUCUUGGUGACCCCCUGGACCAGAGCACGCCAGGCACUUCUGUCUUCCACGGCCUCCCACAGUUUGGUCAAAAUCAUGCUGGUAGCUUUGAGAACACUAUCCAGCCAUCUCGUCCUCUGUCGUCCCCUUCUCCUUGUGCCCUCCAUCUUUCCCAACAUCAGGGUCUUUUCCAAGGAGUCUUCUCAUGAGGUGGCCAAAGUAUUGGAGCCUCAGCUUCCGGAUCUGUCCUUCCAGUGAGCACUCAGGGCUGAUUUCCUUCAGAAUGGAUUGAUUUGAUCUUCUUGCAGUCCAUGGGACUCUCAAGAGUCUCCUCCAGCACCAUAAAUCAAAAGCAUCCAUUCUUCGGCAAUCAGCCUUCUUUAUCGUCCAGCUCUCACUUCCAUACAUCACGACUGGGAAAACCAGAGCUUUCCCAACAUCAGGGUCUGCUAAGUCCAGUGAUUCUGGGCUGCUCUCUGCCACAGACUCUUCCCGCUCAUGAAGCCCUGUUGCCUCAGCUUCCAGCACCUCCUUCUCCCAAUCUUCUCCCUCUGACCACUUAUCAUCGUUCCUCCAUCCCUCCCUGGGCUCUGAGUCUUCUUCCCUGGGGGCGGGGGUACUCCAGCUCGUUCCCCACCACCACCAUUCCUCUACGUCCGACCAACCCAUGACACCCACCGCUGGCAUUCGGCCCCCUAAAGUUGGGAAUGUGGCCUUCGGUUUAUUAUAAUAAUAAUUGAUUAUUUAUACCUCGCCCAUCUGGCUGGAUUUCCCCAGCCACUCUGGGCGGCUUCCAAAAUAAUAUUAAAAUACAAUAACCUAUUAAACAUUAAAAGCUUCCCUAAGCAGGGCUGCCUUCAGAUGUCUUCUAAAAGUCAGACAGUUGUUUAUUUCCUUGACAUCUGGUGGGAGGGCGUUCCAUAGGGCGGGCGCCACCACCGAGAAGGCCCUCUGCCUGGUUCCCUGUAACUUGGCUUCUCACAGGGAGGGAACCGCCAGAAGGCCCUCGGAGCUGGACCUCAGUGUCCUGGGAGAACGAUGGGGGUGGAGACGCUCCUUCAAGUAUACUGGACGAAGGCCGUUUGAAAAAGCUUUCCCCCAUCUCUGCACUAGGCCAUAGCCGCUAUUUACCUUGUUCAAUCUAGCCUGUUCCUGUUCAAAACUACCGUAUUUUUCGCUCUAUAAGACGCACCAGACCACAAGACGCACCUAGUUUUUGGAGGAGGAAAACAAGAAAAAAAUAUAUUCUGAAUCUCAGAAGCCAGAACAGCAAGAGGGAUCGCUGUGCAGCGAAAGCAGCAAUCCCUCUUGCUGUUCUGGCUUCUGUGAUAGCCACGCAGCCUGCAUUCGCUCCAUAAGACGCACACACAUUUCCCCUUACUUUUUAGGAGGGAAAAAGUGAGUCUUAUAGAGCAAAAAAAUAUGGUACUUUAUCAAGGGGGUCCUUUGGCCAAGUGCGUUGUGCGUUGAUCCUCUGUCUUUCUUUCAGGUAGAGACUGUCUUCUCCUCUUAUUCCAAAUACAAUAGCAAAGAGAUAGGCGGUCUUUUUAAAUGCUAAGAAGGGCUUUGGGAACCGCAAUUCAGAGGGACCAGAGUGACUCCAUUUAUGCUGUUUAUAAUGCCUGCUGAAUAAUGGGCUCAUUGUGCAUUUUAAUUGCACACAGACCUGACGGAUUUUUCUUAAACGCAGAAAUCGUAAUGGAUAUCAGCAGCUGGAUGCAUUUGGAGACAAUGCUGAAUCUCAGUUUAGAUCCUCAAUUCCCUGCACAGAAUUUCAGAGCUGGAAGAGAGACCACAGGGAUCAGACUUGGGUCACAGUCGAGAGGCUGAAAUGGAAUUGCCCGAUAGUUGAAGCUAGAUCGGGGAAGGCUGGGUGGGAGGUUUUCGAAACGGGGAAGGAAGGAGGCAUACUGUGCUGAAGGUCGGUGAAGCAAGAUGUUUGUGUCCGUCUCGUUCUGCCGAUGUGCAACUCUGCCGCCCAAGGAGGUGUCGUAACUCUGCGGCGAAGCAUUCGCUGCGUGCGCAGAGGGUCCCAGCUCCAGUCUCGCCUGCCUGAAGCCCUGGAGCGUUGCUGCCAGUCCGUGCAAACAGUGCUGAGCUAAAUAAUAAAAUAAUAAAAAUAAUUUAUUAUUUACACCCCACCCAUCUGGCUGGGUUUCCCCAGCCACUCUGGGGGGCUUCCAACAGAAGAUUAAAAUACAGUGGUACUUCGGGUUACAUAUGCUUCAGGUUACAUACGCUUCAGGUUACAAACUUCGCUAACCCAGAAAUAUUACCUCGGGUUAAGAACUUUGCUUCAGGAUGAGAACAGAAAUCGUGCGGCGGCAGCGGGAGGCCCCAUUAGGUAAAGUGGUGCUUCAGGUUAAGAACAGUUUCAGGUUAAGAACAGACCUCCAGAACGAAUUAAGUUCUUAACCCAAGGUACCACUGUACAAUAACCUAUUAAACAUUAAAAGCUUCCCUAAACAGGGCUGCCUUCAGAUGUCUUCUAAAAGUCUGGUGGUGGUUUUUCUCUUUGACAUCUGGUGGGAGGGCGUUCCACAGGGUGGGCGCCACCACCGAGAAGGCCCUCUGCCUGGUUCCCUGUAACUUGGCUUCUCGCAGGGAGGGAACCACCAGAAAGCCCUUGGAGCUGGACCUGAGUGUCCGGGCAGAACGAUGGGGGUGGAGACGCUCCUUCAGGUAUACUGGGCCGAGGCUGUUUAGGGCUUUAAAGGUCAACACCAACACUUUGAAUUGUGCUUGGAAACGUACUGGGAGCCAAUGGAGGUUUUUCAAGACUAGUGUUAUAUGGUCUUGACGGCCGCUCCCAGUCACCAGUCUGGCUGCCGCAUUCUGGAUUAGUUGCAGUUUCCGGGUCACGUUCAAAGGGAGCCCCACAUAGAGCGCAUUGCAGGAGUCCAAGCGAGAGAUAACUAGAGCAUGCACCACACUGGCGAGACAGUCUGCGGGCAGGGGAGGAUCUCAUCCUGCGUACCAGGUGGACCCAGUGGCCUGACUCUGUAAAAGGCAUCUUCCUAUGUUAACCGAGGGCUUGUGUCUCGUGUGGGGCACAGAUGGCAGAAGGGGAUAGUCAUGAAGUCAUAGAGCUAAGUGGCACCCUGAAGGUCAUCCAUCUCAACCCCCUGCAAUGCAGGAAUCCUGUCCACAGCUGUCCCUGGGUGGGCUUGAUCCACCAGCCCCCUCUGGUCAACAGCCAGGCGCACGGACGCAUAGCACCACGGUCCAGCUGGCUGUCGCUGUGAUUUGCUAUAGUUGGCUGCGGCGAGUUGCUGUGGUUUGAGCCUGUAACCCCUCUUGAUAAUAAAAUAAACACAGCUGUCCCCAGGAGUGCUGGCUGCCAGCGCAGGCCUCUCUGGGCCCAGUCACUCCCUUUAGUUUGUUUGUUCAAAGCCUUUGUAUCCUGCUCUUCAGCCGGAAAGGCUCUGUGAGCAGUUUGCAGACCGGCGAAGGCAGCCCAGCCCCGGCUUGUAAUCCAAAAAGGACAUGACACAAAAGGAAAAGGGGAUGGCGAGGGAAGAAGAAACAAGCAGACUCAAGGCGCCCAAAUUCUUAUCCUUGCGAGAUUCUCGUAAAUAACUGGUGUGGUAGAGAAACAGGCUGUUUGCGGUUCAGAAACAGGCCUUGGCAGGCCCCGAGAAAUAGUUUGGCAGUGACUCUACUACCCUGGAAGCAGCAGCUGGAAUUGACCAUUCAAGGUGAGGCCUUGGCUGAACUGACUGGGGCUGAUGGGAGUUGUAGUUCCAAACACCUGGAGGGGGUGCCAAGUUGGCAAAAAACUGCCCUAGAGCCCAAAAAGCGCUUGCACUGCUCUUUCAGCCUGUCAGAGGCAAAAUAUCUCCUCCUAAACACUUUCUUCCAGUUUGGCCAAUGUAAACACACUCCUUUCCCCGGGUGUAUUGAUCCCGUCUGGUUAAAAAAAGUAUUUCUAUUGGUUCACAUAAAAAUAAAAAUAAAAAUAAAAAAUUAUUUAUACCCCGCCCAUCUGGCUGGGCUUCCCCAGCCACUCUGGGCGGCUUCCAAAAAAGAUUAAAAUACUGUAAUACAUCAAACAUUAAGAGCUUCCCUAAACAGGGCUGCCUUCAGAUGUCUUCUAAAAGUCUGGUAGUAGUUGUUCUCUUUGACAUCUGGUGGGAGGGUGUUCUACAGGGAGGGUGCCACCACCGAGAAGGCCCUCUGCCUGGUUCCCAGUAGCUUUGCUUCUCGCAGGGAGGGAACCGCCAGAAGGCCCUUGGCGCUGGACCUCAGUAUCCGGGUAGAACGAUGGGGGUGGAGACGCUCCUUCAGAAAGCUUUCUUCCCUCUGUCUGUCCCACAAUGUCUCUGCCGUCUGGAGGUGCCUGCCUGGGGAUCUUUGGAUCUGGACUGUUUUCACACACCAACAUAUCCUGUAGAGAAUUCUAUAUUUUAUCUGCACAGUUGGAAUGAAUUUCUGGAACCAAAAAGUCCAACUUCGGGAUUCUGUUUUGGCAACUGUAACCCUGGUUUAAGGAACCAUUUGGCACCUAUCUUAUAUAUACAGUGGUACCUCGGGCUACAGACGCUUCAGGUUACAGACUCCACUAACCCAGAAAUAGUACCUCGGGUUAAGAACUUUGCUUCAGGAUGAGAACAAAAAUCGUGCUCCAGCGGCACGGCAGCAGCAGGAGGCCCCAUUAGCUAAAGUGGUGCUUCAGGUUAAGAACAGUUUCAGGUUAAGAACGGACCUCCGGAACGAAUUAAGUUCUUAACCCGAGGUACCACUGUAUAUAACACUGAACUGAUGAUCGUUGGCCAUACAGCAGCACUUUUAACCACUUCCAAAUUGAGGUGGGGACCCUGGAGCCUGGAGUGGGGUUCAAAUGUGGCCCUUCUGUUCUCUCUUUCUGGCCCUUGAGAUCCUCCCUGGGCCACCACCCCCUUCCUCAGCCACGCCUUCCCUGACUUAUUUCUGCUGGAUGUGUUUCCUUGAACUCUGAGACUGCCUCUUGCUCACCUGGUUGGAGAGAUGGGUGUGCGGCUGUAUUUUAGGGUUACCAGACGUCCCCGUUUCCCGGGGACAGUUCCCGGAUCUGCGAAUAAAUCCCCGGGCAAAUUCCAUCCCUGGAAUGUCCCCGGAUUUCAUCUAAUGUCCCCGGAAAAGGCAGUCUCUUUUAUAUAUAUAAUUUUUAUUAACUUUCGAAUAAAAACAAAUUUAUAACACAAUUAAACAUUAGGAACUCAUCACACGUCUUUUUUCUUUCAGACUUCCAUCAACAUGUCUGAUAAUUUUCCGUAGUUAUUACAUAUCUUCACAUUUCUUAAUUUAUAUUGCACUAUGUGUAUCUUAUCUUACCAUGUUAUUUAAACAAUAUUUCUACCAAACCUUCUUACAGAGCUUCUUGGAAACUUACAAACGUUAUAUCAUUAUCACAAAUAUUUUUAAUAUAUUCUGUAAAUUUAUUCCAGUCCUCAGUGAAUCUUUGGUCCCGUCGGUUGCAAAUCCUCCCUGUUAAUCUGUCCAGUUCUGCGUAAUCCAUUAAUUUCAUUCUCCAUUCUUCAAUUGUGGGCAUUUCUUCUUGUUUCCAUUUCUGGGCCAGAAGAGUUCUAGCUGCUGUUACUGCAUACAAAAACACUUUCUGAUCCUUUCUUUUUAUCUCACCACUUAGAAUUCCUAAUAGGAAUGCUUCUGGUUUUUUAACAAAUGUAUAUCUCAAUAUUUUCGUUAUCUCAUUAUAUAUCAUUUCCCAGAAGCACUUCAUUUUUUUUACAUUCCCACCACAUAUGAUAAAAUGUCCCUUCUUUCUCCUUACAUUUCCAACAUUUAUUACUCACUUUAUGCAUCUUACUUAAUUUGACUGGUGUUAUAUACCAUCGAUAUAUCAUUUUCGUAACAUUUUCUUUAAUUGUGAUGCACCAGAAAAUGCAGUCUCAGCAGCCCGGAGCAGUUGGCUCUGUCUGGCUUCAGGAGCUGCUCAGAAGUCCCCAUGUGAUGGUGGUGCAAGGGCUCUAAGAUGCCGCUUCCGGGCUGCCUCCACCUUCCCUGACCCCAGCAACUAAGCUGCGAAGGGAGGCUUCAUGCUGCCUAUCGGAGCAGCCUCCCAACUCCUACUUGUGUGCAAGCAGGGAUCUCUCAGCUGUGAAGGGAGGCUUCAUGCUGCCUAUCAGAGCUUGUGUGCAAGCAGGAUGGGGCAGGGAUCUCUCAGUUAGGCAACGGGAAGCCUCUCUUCCCAGCUGAGGGAUCCCCGCCCCCUCCUGCUUGCACGAAAGUAGGAAUGGGAUUGGGGCUGCUCCGAUGGGAAGAGAGGCAUCGUGCUGCCUGAGAGAUCCCGGCCUCCUCCUGCUUGCACGCAGGUAGGAGUUGGGAUGGGGCGUCUCCGAAAGGCAGUGUGAAGCCUUGCUUCCCAGCUGAGGGAUCCUCGCCCCCUCCUGCUUGCACGAAAGUAGGAAUGGGAUUGGGGCUGCUCCGCUGCCUGAGUCUUGCUACCACUCUCGGCCCUCCUUCUCCGCCUUCCAUGCCUGACCCACCGCACACUGCUUCCCCACCACCACCGAAGAACCAACAACUCGGGCUCAUGGAGAAAGGAGAUAGAAGCCUCAGAGGAAGGGGAAAUGUGGCGGUUGAGGUCAAGGCAGCAGCUGCCCCUCUGCCACUGCCAUCGCUGCAACAUCAACGUCCCGAACGUAGUAUUUCUUUAUUUAAUUUAAAGUGUCCCCAGAUUCAUUGGAAAAAAUCUGGUAACCUUACUGUAUGUGGCCCUUUGGCUGCAUAUGUUUUCUCACUGGCUGGUCUAAAACAGUCUUCACGGGCAGACCUGCGUAGAGUGCGUUGCAGUAGUCUAACUUGGAAGUUGCCUGUUUCGUUCGACCAGGCUGAAUUCAAAGCACCUUCUGCCGUCGUCGCUGCCUAUAACAGUACGCAGAAUAUUAACUUGGCGGCAUGUGAUUCUUCCACCGGUUGUGAGUACAUCCUGUUUUCACUGCUGUGUUUUCUAAGCUUUUGCACUGGUAUAGAUUGUGGCUCACAAGAAAUUCCUUGUCUCUCUCGCUCUCUCUGCCCCCCCCCACCUCCUUCAGGCAUCACCCUAGUACAAUGAAAUCCUUGUUCUUUUGAGAUCUUGCGUACAAAUUGCUCAGGUCUACUUGGGUAGGGGGUGUAAAUGAUACUGUCCAGGUGUGUUUUUUCCGCCGCACCUGCGCAGGCUGGCUGCAGGUUUUGUCUUUUGUGCAUCAAGUGUCCAGCUUUUGCUCAUAUUUCCUGGUCCGCUUGUCCUGGGGGCUUGGGCAGGGGGUUUCGGCGCUGUGUACGGCAGAAUGUCGUUGAUGCAAAAAUAGUUCAUUGCUGGUGGAUAGCCCUAGGGCCAGAUUUAGGUUUGAUGAGGCCCUAAGCUACCGAAGGUAAUGGGGCCCUGUAUAUAUCCAGCUGCCCUUUGUCAACGACAAAUUGUCACUGUUUUUUGUAUUACAGUGGUACCUCAGGUUACAUACGCUUCAGGUUACAGACUCCGCUAACCCAGAAAUAGUACCUCGGGUUAAGAACUUUGCUUCAGGAUGAGAACAGAAAUCGUGCUCCAGCAGCACGGCAGCAGCGGGAGGCCCCAUUAGCUAAAGUGGUGCUUCAGGUUAAGCACAGUUUCGGGUUAAGAACGGACCUCCGGAACGAAUUAAGUACUUAACCCGAGGUACCACUGUACAUGAAAUUAAUCAGUAGCCAUAAGACUCAUACCCUUAGUCUAUGCUGCCUAAUCAUCAGUCUACAAGCACUCUUUAAUAUUAGAUAACAGCAGGGGUAGGCAACCUAAGGUCUACCGUCCCUCAGACCAUGUGGGGGGCCGGACUAUAUUUUGAAAAAAAUUCCUAUGCCCCACAAAUAACCCAGAGAUGCAUUUGAAAUCAAAGCACACAUUCUACUCACGUAAAAACACCAGGCAGGCCCCACAAAUAACCCAGAGAUGGGUCAAUUUUAAAAUUGAAGGGCACAUUCUACUCAUGUAAAAAUACGCCGAUUCCCAGACCGUCCAUGGGCCAGAUUUAGAAGCUGAUUGGGCCAGAUCUGGCCCCCGGGCCUUAGUUUGCCUACCCAUGAUUAAAACAAACCAGGGUUUGUAAGCCGACAGCUUCAAAUGGUGUGUUGUUGGCAGUAAUGAAACCAUAAUAAAUGUGAUAAAAUAAAUCACAAUUUAAUAAACCAAAAGGUAAAGGGACCCCUGACCGUUAGGUCCAGUCGCGGACCACUCUGGGGUUGCGAUGCUCCUCUCUUUACUGGCUGAGGGAGCCAACGUUUGUCCACAGUUUUUCCGGGUCACGUGGCCAGCAUGACUAAGCCGCUUCUGGCGAAUCAGAGCAGCACACGGAAACGCCGUUUACCUUCCCACCGGAGUGGUACCUAUUUAUCUACUUUCACUUUGACGUGCUUUCAAACUGCUAGGUCGGCAGGAGCAGGGACCGAGCAACGGGAGCUCACCCCGUCGCGGGGACUCGAACUGCCGACCUUCUGAUCGGCAAGCCCAUGGCUCUGUGGUUGGCAUUUUGUAUGGGUUAGGAGCUGCCUGCUAAAGGAGGCAUCAUCUAGCUUCAGAUUUGCAACUAGCGGCCAACCUCUGAGCACGCAGCAUCUUAAGUGGAACCAGUGGCAUAUCUCAUGCUUUUAUGUCUGUUCCUAGGUACCUCCUCGAGCAAGAAUUUCCCGGUAUGAGGAUUGGUCCAGAGCCCACGACGGACUCCUUCAUUGCCGUGAUGCAGGGCGACGUGGAAGGCAUAAUUCCCGGGAAUGCGCUGGUGGUUGAUCCCAAGAAGCCUUUCAGGAAACUGAAUGCCUUCGGCAAUGCCUUCUUGAACAGGUCAGUGAGGAGCGCUCUGCUCUCAAGAUAGAUAAUAAUAAUAAGAAUAAUAAUUUUUUAUACCCUGCCCAUCUGGCUGAGUUUCCCCAGCCACUCUGGGCGGCUUCCAAUCAAGUGUUAAAAACAAUACAGCAUUAAAUAUUAAGAAGAAGAAGAGUUUGGAUUUGAUAUCCCGCCUUUCACUCCCUUUAAGGAGUCUCAAAGCGGCUAACAUUCUCCUUUCCCUUCCUCCCCCACAACAAACACUCUGUGAGGUGAGUGGGGCUGAGAGUCUUCAGAGAAGUGUGACUAGCCCAAGGUCACCCAGCAGCUGCAGGUGGAGGAGCGGAGACGCGAACCCGGUUCCCCAGAUUACGAGACUACCGCUCUUAACCACUACACCACACUGGCUCUCCCUAAACUUCCCUAAACAGGGCUGCCUUCAGAUGUCUUUUAAAGAUAGGAUAGCUGCUUAUUUCCUUGACAUCUGAUGGGAGGGCGUUCCACAGGGCGGGUGCCACUACCGAGAAGGCCCUCUGUCUGGUUCCCUGUAACCUCGCAAUGAGGGAACCGCCAGAAGGCCCUUGGAGCUGGACCUCAGUGUCCGGGCAGAACGAUGGGGGUGGAGACGCUCCUUCAGGUAUAUUGGACCGAGGCCGUUUAGCGCUUUAAAGGUCAACACCAACACUUUGAAUUGUGCUCAGAAACGUACUGGGAGCCAAUGUAGGUCUUUCAAGGCCGGUGUUAUGUGGUGUUGGCGGCCGCUCCCAGUCCCCAGUCUAGCUGCCGCAUUCUGGAUUAGUUGUAGUUUCCGGGUCACCUUCAAAGGUAGCCCCACAUAGAGCGCAUUGCAGUAGUCCAAGCGUGAAAUAACUAGAGCAUGCACCACUUUGGCGAGACAGUCUGCAGGCAGGGAGGGUCUCAUCCUGCGUACCAGAUGGAGCUGGUAGACAGCUGCCCUGGACCACAGAAUUAACCUGCGCCUCCAUGGACAGCUGUGAGUCCAAAAUGACUCCCAGGCUGCGCACCUGGUCCUUCAGGGGCACAGUGACCCCAUUCAGGACCAGGGAGUCCUCCACACCCGCCCGCCUCCUGUCCCCCCAAAACAGUACUUCUGUCUUGUCAGGAUUCAACCUCAAUCCGUUAGCCACCAUCCAUCCUCCAACCACCUCCAGGCACUCACACAGGACCUUCACCGCCUUAAAGAUAAAACUUUAUUCGCAUUAGCCAAUGGCCAUAGCAACAGUAAAACAUUACAGUAUAUGCAGAAAAGGAAAUUUGAUAUAAGAGCACAGUUUAAAGUCCUGAAUCAGCCGUCAGUUAGUACGACAUGGCAGGGGCCAACCAGGUCGUGAAGAUCUCAAGCUCCUGGCUUGGCUACCUCAGGUUGUCCCCAAAUUAGAUAGCUAACCCCCCCCCCCCAAGAACAGAGGGACACUAUAGCUCUACCAAACAGACCCCCACCGACAGAGCAAAUGGGAGGUUUUUUUUAGACAAAGUAGGGCUCCUAGACAAGGUGGAAAUGAUGGAAACAGGUCUCUUGAGGGAACAGGGUCUAAAGUUGCUGUCCGGGAACAUAGCAGGCUGGCACGCAAAGAAGAAUUUGUUGUUUAGCCGUGUCCGACUCUUCGUGACCCCCUGGACCAGAGCACUCCAGGCACUCCUGUCUUCCACUGCCUCCCACAGUUUGGUCAGACUCAUGUUGGUAGCUUCGAGAACACUGUUCCACUAUCUCUUCCUCUGUCGUCCCCUUCUCCUUGUGCCCUCCAUCUUUCCCAACAUCAGGGUAUUUUUCCAGGGAGUCUUCUCUUCUCCUGAGGUGGCCAAAGUCUUGGAGCCUCAGCUUCAGGAUCUGUCCUUCCUGUGAGGACUCAGGGCUGAUUUCCCUAAGAGUGGAUAGGUUUGAUCUUGCAGUCCAUGGGACUCUCAAGAAUCUCCUCCAGCACCAGAAUUUGAAAGCAUCCAUUCUUCGGCCAUCAGCCUUCUUUAUGGUCCAGCUAUCACUUCCAUACAUCACGACUGGGAAAACCAGAGCUUUAACUAUACGGACCUUAACCAACACCUAAUGUCCUACCUUAUGUAAUUUGACAUCAUGCUCCACCAAGACACAUGGCAUAGCGACCCUAUAACGCUUAAUGGCUAUAGUUGCCAUUCUUUGCCUGCCACCCCCUCCUCAAGGGGAGGAAGGCCCAGCGGGGGUCUAGCCUGUUUUAUCUCCACAGCGCUAGACCACAUUACAACAGCUUCAACCUCUUGCAACUCACUUGCAGUGGCCGUCCUACUCAAACUAAGGAGUGCCUCUUUAUUGCUGGUCAACGUCUAUAUACCGCCAUGCCAGAAAAAAGCUACCAUUGAGGCCACUUGAGCAGAUUCAGAGUCCUGUAUAGAGUCUCUCGAAUCCAUCCAUCCUCUUCUUCCCCUCCGCUCUCCAGAGCUGCUUUAUAAUGCAACACAGUGAUAAUGCUCUAUGGAACUCCCUGCCUGUUGACAUCAGGCAGCAGGUGCCUUCCCUGUUUUCUCUUUUUGGCGCCUGCUACAAACGUCCUAGUUUAAUGUCUGUUAAACCACAGAGCCUAGGACUUGCCGAUCCGAAGGUCGGCGGUUCGAAUCCCCGCGACGGGGUGAGCUCCCGUUGCUCAAUCCCUGCUCCUGCCAACCUAGCAGUUCGAAAUCACACCAGUGCAAGUAGAUAAAUAGGUACCGCUCCGGUGGGAAGGUAAACGGUGUUUCCGUGUGCUGCUCUGGUUCGCCAGAAGCGGCUUAGUCAUGCUGGCCACAUGACCCGGAAGCUGUACACAGGCUCCCUCAGCCAAUAAAGCGAGAUGAGUGCCGCAACCCCAGAGUCGGCCACGACUGGACCUAAUGGUCAGGGGUCCCUUUACUUUUACCUUUACAAACAUUCUUGCUUAGGCCAGCCUAUUCUGAUAGGUAGAAUGCCGACAUGUGUUUUAAUCAAGUUUUUAGUUUAUCUUUGAUUCUAAUGAUGCCUCAAGCAGUUUGUGUGUGUGUGUGUGCUGUUUUGAGGCAGGCGCCGAAAGGAACAAUGUUUUUUGUGCGUGCCUUUGUCCCUGGCCAAAUUUGCCUCCUGACUUUCCUGGCAUUUACUUAGCCCCAGCGCUUUCUCAGAUGCUAACUAGCAGGUCGGACUCCUGCCGGGGCAAAGGCUUAAAAGCAGGACAAACAAACCCUUGUGGCGAAACCCUAAAUUUAACACAUGAAAACAUUUUUCUCGGCGGCUGCCUUUUAACUGUCGGAAGAGGGUGAAGAGAGUGUGGAAGACAACUCUUAGCAGGGGGGCCUAGAUCUGAUUUAUUGUUUGGACAGCUAAAUAAUCAAGAACAUUUCCUUCCAAAACAUCAGGAGGCUGGUAUUAAAGGGAAAGAGAUAUUCUGCUGUCUGCCUGUUACAUACGGGGCUGGCCAUGGUGGUGUUCGCCAUGUGGAGCAUUAAACGAGUUGUUGUUUCCGGGUUUGGAUUUCAGGAUGAAUUUUUCCAUUUGGAUUUCAUUAUUUUUCUUUGCUGGAUUAAUGCCCCACCUUUUUCUCCAAGGAGCUCAAGGUGGCAUGUUGUUGUUGUUUAGUCGUUUAGUCGUGUCCGACUCUUCGUGACCCCCUGGACCAGAGCACGCCAGGCCCUCCUGUCUUCCGCUGCCUCCCGCACUUUGGUCAAACUCACGUUUGUAGCCUCGAGAACACUGUCCCACCAUCUCGUCCUCUGUCGUCCCCUUCUCCUUGUGCCCUCCAUCUUUCCCAACAUCAGGCUCUUUUCCUGGGAGUCUUCUCUUCUCAUGGGGUGGCCAAAGUAUUGGAGCCUCAGCUUCAGGAUCUGUCCUUCCAGUGACCACUCAGGGCUGAUUUCCUUAAGAAUGGAGAGGUUUGAUCUUCUUGCAAUCCAUGGGACUCUCAAGAGUCUCCUCCAGCACCAGAAUUCAAAAGCAUCCAUUCUCCAGCGAUCAGCCUUCUUUAUGGUCCAGCUCUCAUUUCCGUACAUCGCUACUGGGAAAACCAUAGCUUUAACUAUACGGACCUUUGUCGGCAAGGUGAUGUCUCUGCUUUUUAAGAUGCUGUCUAGGUUGGUCAUUACUUUUCUCCCAAGAAGCAGGCGUCUUUUAAUUUCGUGACCAUCUGCAGCGAUCAUGGAGCCCAAGAAAGUAAAAUCUCUCACUUCCUCCAUUUCUUCCCCUUCUAUUUGCCAGGAGGUGAUGGGCCUAGUAGCCAUGAUCUUCGUUUUUAAUUCCCAACAACAAGACUGUGAGGUAGGCUAGGCAGAAAGACUGUGACUGGCCCACAGUCACCAAGGGAGCUCGUGACCAGGUGGAGAUUUGAACCCGGGUCUCCUAGGUCCUAGUCUGACAAUCUAGCCACUGGGCCACACUGACUCCAUUGGGCUUGUUUUUACGGAGGAUCAGAAGGUCAGCGGUUCGAAUCCCCGCGAUGGGGUGAGCUUCCGUUGCUCGGUCCCUGCUCCUGCCAACCUAGCAGUUUGAAAGCAUGUCAAAGUGCAAGUAGAUAAAUAGGUACCGCUCCGGCGGGAAGGUAAACGGCGUUUCCGUGCACUGCUGUGGUUUCGCCAGAAGAGGCUUAGUCAUGCUGGCCACAUGACCCGGAAAAACUGUCUGCAGAAGCAGACAAACGCCGGCUCCCUCGGCCUGUAAAGCAAGAGGAGCGCCGCAACCCCAGAGUCGUUCGCGACUGGACUUAAUUGUCAGGGGUCCCUUUACCUUUACCCUUUAGUCUUCAGCACAUGCAAUGCAUUUCAGUGGAGAACUUCGGAGGAAAACCAGUGGGCCAAGGCUUAAUUCUCACCCGAAAUAUUGUCCUUGUUCUGUCCCUUGUAUUACCUCGUUGUGACAUUUUUCUUCUGCCUUUCCACCCCUUAGAUUUGUUUGUGCGCAGCUGCCAAAUCCGGUUCUGGAGAGCAUCAGCGUGAUUGACACUCCAGGGAUCCUUUCCGGGGAGAAGCAGCGAAUCAGCCGAGGUAAAGUGAAAGCAGCAGCUUCUCUGGAUGUCAUUGCUGAGGAGUAAAAGCUUAAGCACGUUGCAGAGUUCCCAAACGAUAGACCAGAGGCAAUUGAUAACUUCAUCCAGCAGAGCUCUACUGCUACUGAAGGCAAAUCAGCAUACAGUAGAACCUUGGUUUACGUUGCGAAAGAGGCAAACCUGGAAGUAUUUUUCCGGGUUUCGCCGCUCGCGCAUAUGCAGAACAGGCACCUCCAGUUGCAGAAACCUCUUGAUCCGACCAGAGCUCCGGAACGGAUCCAGUCCGCAACCAGAGGUACCACUGUAAUGGUCACAAAUCCAAUACAUUCAGGAUUGGCCCUGUCCAUAAGAAAUCCAGUUGCAGCAGACUUAACUUAAACUUACAAUUACUCAUAAUAAGUCUAAACCAGGGGUCAGCAAACUUUUUCAGCAGGGAGCCGGUCCACUGUCCCUCAGACCUUGUGGGGGGCUGGACUAUAUUUUGGGAAAAAAUGAACGAAUUCCUAUGCCCCACAAAUAACCCAGAGAUUCAUUUUAAAUAAAAGCACACAUUCUACUUAAGUAAAAACACGCCGAUUCCCCGGACCGUCUGUGGGCCGGAUUUAGAAGGCGAAGCCCAAUAAAAGUAAAAUCUCUCACUGCCUCCAUUUCUUCCCCUUCUAUUUGCCAGGAGGUGAUGGGCCCAGUGGCCGUGAUCUUCGUUUUUUUUUUUUAUGUUGAGCUUCAGACCAUAUUUUGCGCUCUCCUCUUUCACCCUCAAUAAAAGGUUCUUUAAUUCCUCCUCACUUUCUGCCAUCCAGGUUGUGUCAUCUGCACAUCUGAGGUUGUUGAUAUUUCUUCCGGCAAUCUUAAUUCCAGCUUGGGAUUCAUAAAGAAAAUCUUGCUCAGGGUUUAAAGUCAUCCUUUGUGGCUGUUUGAACCCGUGGCUGAGCCAAGUUUCUCCCCAAUGCCACGUUGAAUAGCGGCUGCUGCCAGUGGUGCGUUCUCGGGUAUUUAAAAGAAAAAAACGUUUUCUAUAAAUAGCUAUCGUCCGUGUUGGUUCGGCUAUAAAUAGGCUUCUCUCUCGGGAUCUAUCGAUAAUUACCUCGGCCGCUGACACCCUUGAUAUUUCUCACUCUGUUGGCCUGAAUUUCUCUUUCCAAAUGUCCCUUUUCUGUGCUCGUUAGUGAGCCAGGCCUGUGUGUGAAACGAGGCUUGACGCAUUUUGCCAAGUCCUCCUGACCUUUCCAGUCAUCCUUGAAGGUGGGAGAGACAGGCCAACUCUGAAAAUUCAUCAAGGCUCCUCUUUGCGAAGGUCUCCAGUCCCUUCUACGGCCUCUGAACCGCUAACGGACUCCAGAGCAAGAACAUUUCUCCUUUUGUGGGACGCGGGGACCGUCUGGGAAAAUCGUUUCGCCAACCCAGCUGUCUGUUUGGAGAAGGGCUCCCUGGGAGAUCACUUGCCUUGCAUGCAGAAGGCAGUAAAUCACAUAAAGUAAAUUAUUAGGGGGGAAAACCACGGGAUCUGCACAGCAAAUCUUCUUCUGUAAGUCUUGCCCUUGGGGGGCAGUUGCAGAGACUGGAGAUCUCUGCCUUCCCCCAGCUGCCUAAGUCCCCCUUUUUUUAAUAAUGGUUUUUAUUAAUUUUCAAUUACAAUAAUCCAAUAAAAGCCACAUUAUCACAAUACCGACUUUGUUGUUGUUGUUUGGUCGUGUCCGAUUCUUCGUGACCCCCUGGACCAGAGCACACCAGGCACUCCUGUCUUCCACUGCCUCCCGCAGUUUGGUCAAACUCAUGCUGGUAGCUUCGAGGACACUGUCCAACCAUCUCGCCCUCCGUCAUCCCCUUCUCCUUGUGCCCUCCAUCUUUCCCAACAUCAGGGUCUUUUCCAGGGAGUCUUCUCUUCUCCUGAGGUGGCCAAAGUCUUGGAGCCUCAGCUUCAGGAUCUGUCCUUCCAGUGAGCACUCGGGGAUGAUUUCCUACAAUACAAUUAAAAGAGCCAGUUAUUAAAAGUCCAAAUUAAACUAUUCUAGGUGAGUUCCUGUGUGCUGGAUUUCAGGGUGCCAAAUUCUUAUUUCUUUCUGCUUCCGUAAUCUUGAUUAAUCCAGUUACAACAGUUCUGAUCUUGCUCCUUCGUUCAGCAGCCACUGGUUUCUUGACUAUCGUUCGUAAUUGCACAUUUAAUGAAUUUUAUUUGAGCAAGAGGAGCUUGCAUCCUAUAAAAUUUCCCUGUGUGAGGUGUUUAUUUUCCAUAUGUUUCUGCCUUCUUCCUGUUGUAAUCCAGUCGAACCCAGCAUCUCUGCUUCCACUUUUUCGUGCUCUCAAGGGCUGAAAUUUCGGCUGCAUCACACAUGCCAUCCUUUGUCAUUAUGGCAACAGCAAAUUCUGCUGUACGGGCGUGGGGUGGUGAGCACUCUGCACAUGCUCAGGUGCUCACUCACUAAAUGACUGUGUGGAGGAGAUCUCGGGUGCAACUAGCAGCAGAAAAGCUCAGUGCUGUCUGGGGGCGGGGGACUGAUGGGAGCAGUAGUUGAAAAACACCUGGAGGGCACCAGGUUGACGAAGGCCUGAGUUAGUGAGUCUUAAUGUUAGCAUUGCUAGGGAUGCAGGUGGCGCUGUGGGUUAAACCACAGAGCCUAGGACUUGCCGAUCAGAAGGUCGGCGGUUUGAAUCCCCGUGAUGGGGUGAGCUCCCGUUGCUCAGUCCCUGCUCCUGCCCACCUAGCAGUUCGAAAGCACGUCAAAGUGCAAGUAGAUAAAUAGGUACCGCUCCGGCGGGAAGGUAAACGGCGUUUCCGUGCGCUGCUCUGGUUCGCCAGAAGAGGCUUAGUCAUGCUGGCCGCAUGACCCGGAAGCUGUACGCUGGCUCCCUCUGCCAAUAAAGCGAGAUGAGUGCCGCAACACCAGAGUCGGUCACGACUGGACCUAAUGGUCAAGGGUCCCUUUAUCUUUACCAUUAAUGUUAGUAUUGUUCCUGCUCAGCAGCCUUUCUCAACCUGUGGGUCCCCAGAUGUUGUUGGACUACAACUCCCAUCACCCCUAGGUAGCAAUGCCAGAGCUCAAGGAUGAUGGGAGUUGUAGUCCAACAACAUUUAGGGAGCCACAGGUUGAGAACCGUUGCAAUACACAUUGUCCGUCUCCUUAUAUAAACCAAUUAAGUGGUCAGUUCUUGGAACAAUUAAGAAUGGGAGUGGUGCUUUUGCUAAGCGCUGACUUAGCCUUGCCAGAAAACAUUUCCAAGGCCUGUUUGAUCAGUGGCAGGUGCCAACAUUGAGAGCACUUUCAGCAAGUUUGCCUUUUAUGCGUCGCUGUCCGAAGAAAUUAGAAAAUCUGAAAUUGUUGACGGACCUGGUAUGGUUGCAAAACCAACAAAUUAUUGGGGGAGAGAGAGAGAGAAACUAAUUCCCCUUUCUUAAUAAAUCGUUCAGAAUCCCGAAGCAUAAUCAUUCCAGUUCUUUUCGGAAUGGUUUUUACGGGGCCUCUUCCAACUCUACAGUUCUUAUUAUUCCAUAUGUAUCCAGCUGCAGCGAUUGAGCCAAAAUGACCCCCUCCUGUGCAGCAACGUAGAGAGAUCUGAAUCUGGGUCGUACGACGAGCCCUUGAGCGAGACUUGAACCCGGGACAUGCCCUGUGCUGCUUUGUCUUAAUGCAAAUGUUAGUUCUGGAAGCCUGACCUGCAAGCAUCUCUUUUCCCUUUGGCUGAGAGAAGCAGGGCAGAUGUAAGGCUGUGAAAAGCCGCUUGUGCAAUUUUCCCUUGGGAUUCGCUGCAGCCAGAGUAUUCCCACUGUGUCCUUUUCUGCUAUUUGUUAAGUUUUCCUAUGGAGAAAUAAGAAGCAGCUCUCGCCCUGGAGCAGCAGUUCCUGGCUAGGAAGAACAUGCAUAAUUUUUCACCUUUAUAUACAGUGGUACCUUGGUUCUCAAACGCCUUGGAACCCAAACACUGCAAACCCAGAAGUGUUCCGGUUUACGAACUUUUUUCAGAAGCCGAACGUGCUCCGUUUUGAGUGUUACGCUUCUGAUUUGAGUGCCACACUUUCGUUCUGAGUGUUACGCUGAGGCCCGUCUGUUUUUGCUAUUUAUUUUGCGUUUUUGUGGCUCUUUUUUUCUUUUUGUGUGGAACCCAGUUCAGCUACUGAUUGUGUGACUGCAGUACAUUGUUUAUUGCUUUCAUUUUAUGGAUCAAUGGUCCUGUUAGAUAGUAAAAUUCAUGUUAAAUUGCUAUUUUCGGGGUCGUUUUUAAAAGUCUGGAACAGAUUAAUCCAUUGCUUUCUAUGGGAGAGCGUGCUUCGGUUUUGGAACGGUCUUCUGGAACGGACUAAGUUUGAGAACCAAGGUACCACUGCGUUACAAAGGCACGAGAACCUUGAAUUGCGCCUGGAAAUGAACCGGUGACUGAUGUGGCUGUUUUAAAACAGGCGUUAUAUGAGAUCUACAUGGAACCCUGGUCAGUUUUGGACCAGCUGAAGUUUCUUAGUCGCCUUCAAGGCCAGUCCAUGCAGAGUACAUUGCAAUAACCCAAUACGGAAUUCUACUCAAUAUGGAAUUCUACUCAAUAUUGAUCCAGAGCAGAACUCCGACAUAUAGUUAGCAGAGUAAAAACUUAAGCACAUUGUUCGGUUUGGUUCUCUAUAGAACCAUCUCGCUCUAUAGGCCGAGGGAGCCGGUGUACAGCUUCCGGCUCAUGUGGCCAGCAUGACUAAGCCGCUUCUGGCGAACCAGAGCAGCGCACAGAAACGCCGUUUACCUUCCCGCCGGAGCGGUACCUAUUUAUCUACUUGCACUUUGACAUGCUUUCGAACUGCUAGGUUGGCAGGAGCAGGGACCGAGCAAUGGGAGCUCACCCCGUUGCGGGGAUUCGAACCGCCGACCUUCUGAUCGGCAAGUCCUAGGCUCUGUGGUUUAACCCACAGCGCCACCCGCGUCCCCGCAGGAAUAUGUAGCUGCCCCUUAUUACAUGGAUGGCCUUAGCGUUUUGAGCUCCACAACCGACGGAGCCAUCCCUGGUGUUCUGACGGGACUCCCCUCUCUCCUUCCCCGACGUAGGCUACGACUUCGCCGCCGUCCUGGAGUGGUUUGCCGAGCGGGUGGACCGCAUCAUCCUCCUCUUCGACGCCCACAAGCUGGACAUCUCGGACGAGUUCUCCGAGGUCAUCAAAGCCCUGAAGAACCACGAGGACAAGAUGAGGGUGGUGCUCAACAAGGCGGACCAGAUCGAGACACAGCAGCUGAUGAGGGUCUACGGGGCGCUCAUGUGGUCGCUGGGGAAGAUCGUCAACACGCCCGAGGUCAUCAGGGUCUACAUCGGCUCCUUCUGGUCUCACCCGCUCCUCAUCCCCGAUAACCGCAAGCUCUUCGAGGCAGAGGAGCAGGACCUCUUCAGGGAUAUCCAGAGCCUGCCCCGAAACGCAGCCCUCCGGAAACUGAACGACCUCAUUAAGCGGGCAAGGCUGGCCAAGGUGAAUGUCUGUCUGUCUGUCUGUCUGUCUGUCUCUCUCCCCAGUGGCCUAUUCCUUUUUUGAAAAAAAUUCAAAAUUAUAACGACAUAUUAUCCAAAAACAUAUCAUUCUUGUUCCCCCCCCCAUUUGUCCUCCCUCCCACCCACCCCCCGACUUCCCUCAGUUCCAGUCUUUGGUUUCUCUAAGAAUGCUGUUUUCUGCAUGCUACAAAGUUGUAUAGAUCCUCAAACUAUUUAGCUGAUUAUUAUCAAUAAAAGGUUUGUGAAUGUUUAUUCAAAACUUGCCAAGGAGACCAGUUCACUUUGUUGCAUCUUCAGAUCCUUUGUAAAGGGUUCCCAUUCAUCCUUAAAGUCACAGUUAUCCUUGUCCCGUAGCUUGUAUGUCAGUUUUGCCAGUUCUGCCUAGUCCGUCAAUUUUUCUUGCCAUGAUUCUUUAGUUGGGGUUUCUUCAGUCUUCCAUCCUUGUGCUACCAGAACUCUCGCAGCCGUUGUCGCAUACAUGAAGAUGUUUUUCAAUCCUGAAGGGAUUUUCGGAAGCAGGUGCACAAGGAGAGCUUUUCUCUGCCCACUUGGCCAGUCCCAGAGAUUAGCCUAGCGUUCCUCAAACUUGGGUCCCCCGGCUGCUGUCGGACUACAACUCCCAUCUUCCCUAGCUUCCAGGACCCAGUGGUCAGGGAUGAUGGGAGUUGUAGUCCAGCGGCAGUUGGAGACCCACAUUUGAGAAAGGCCUCCUCUAAGCACCACAUCACGCUGGCUCUGGUUAUACAGUGGAACCUCAGUUUUCGAACGUAAUCCGUUCCGGAAGGCCAUUCAGCUUCCGAAACGUUUGAAAACCGAGGCAGUCCGCAAAUUUACAGACAAAAUUGAUAAAAAUUCAGUGGUACCUCAGUGGAAGCCGUUCGACUUCCGAGGCGCGUUCAGAAACGGAAGCGUUUACUUCCAGGUUUUUGGCAUUCGAGUUCCGGAACAUUCGUCAACGGAGACGUUUGAAAACCGAGGUACUGCUAUAAUUUUGCAGUUACAGGCUGCUUUCUACCCCUUCUUUCUGUUUGUCCUCAUCAUCAGACUGAGGAUAGCUUGACCUAAGGGACUGUGCUGCGCUCAAAGCACCCAAGAAAUGUCACGACGGAAAAAGUAUUUUGAAACGGAGUGUUGCAAGGCAUCUGUUUUGUCCUGCGUCCUGCUCAGAAACAUGCAAAAUAAAAUAAAAUUCAACUGUGUCUACCUGAGAACCAGUGUGACGUAGUGCAGCCUUCGCUAACCUGAGGGCUUCCAGAUAUUUUGGAUCGCAGAUCCCAUCAGUCCCAUAAAAAGAUGGUUUGGGGAAGAUGCUCAACAUACCUGAGAUUAUCAGGGACCCAGGUUUGAGGAAAAACUGGGCUAGAGAGCCAGACUAGGACCUGGGAGACGAGAGACAAAUCCUGACUCGGCUGUGAAGCUCAUUGGGUGAGCUUCUGUCUCUUAGCCUAAUCUACCCAUAGCUGUCAAGUGUCCCUUAUUUGGUGGGACAGCCCUUAUCCCAGUGCCAUGUCCUGCUACUGUCCCUUAUUGAUGAGGCUUCAUUUGGCUGCUGGCUGGGCUUUCUGCCUUUGGCUCAGAGGGGCUCAGAAGUUGAACAUACCUGUGCCUGGAAAAUCCCUUAUUUUGGCUGCUGAUCCCUUAUUUUCAAAUCUGUAAGUUGACAGCUAUGACUCUACCUCGUAGGGUGGUUGGGAUAAAAUGGGAAAGGAGGAAUCACCUUGAGCUCUUUGCAGAAAAAGAGGAGAAUAUUUGGGCAGGAGGGAUGGAGAAUCAGAUGAGAAUGAGGUGGUGUUGUUGUCUAAAAAAAACACAAAAUAUUUAGAAGAACAACUUUAUUAUUACAGUCACAGACCAGUUCUGGGUCACUUCAUAAAACACAACAGGGAUACAUUGAAUUGCAGUUGGGUGUAACAGAGACAAUUCAGAUAUAGCGGCAGUUAAAAAAAUAUAUUAAAUCUUGGUUGCUAAAAUAUAACCUAAAAUUAUCAUUUAAAACCUUAAUCAUUUUGGUAAUACAGCUUGUUCCCUAAGUUUUAUGGCAGUCGCAAAGUAUUUACACCUCCUUUCUGUGAUGUCCUUAGGUCCACGCCUACAUCAUUAGCUCCCUUAAGAAGGAAAUGCCCUCGGUGUUUGGGAAAGACAACAAGAAGAAAGAGCUCGUGAACAAUUUGGGCGAGAUCUACGGGCGCAUCGAACGGGAGCAUCAGAUUUCGCCGGGAGACUUUCCCAAUCUGAAGAAGAUGCAGGUGAAUGCCAGGAAAAACAAAGCGCAUCUGAGAACCGGGACGGAAAACUCCUCAGUUUCACUUGCACAGAGGGAGGUCUGAGGCAAAGAUGAACUUUGCUGCCCACCUUGGCUAGAACGUUCCGGUUUGGAAGGAAAGCUUUCCUUUCGGCCAGAAGAGAAAUCUCAUUUUCGGUUCAGAUUAUCGUUCUGGGGAGGAAGCCUGCUUUCUAAAUUUCAGAGUCAGAAUAAUCAUAGAAUUGUAGAGUUCGAAAUUGGGGACCCCUGAGGUCCUCUAGUCCAACCCCCUGCAAUGCAGGAAUCUCAGCUGAAGCGUCUGUGAUAGAUGGCCAUCCCAUCUCUGCUUUAAAAUCUCCAAGGAAAGAGAGUCCAUCGGAGGAAGUCCCAUCCUACUGUCAAACGGCGAUUGCUGUCAAAAAGCUCUUCCUAACCUUGAGUUCGAAUCGCCUUUCUUGUAAUUUUAAUCCGCUGUCGUAAUCAGAAUUAUAUUUCAUACCCCACCCAUCUGACUGGGUUUCCCCAGCCUCUCUGGGCAGCUUCCGACAUAAUAAAAACACAGCAACAUGUCAAACGUUAAAAGCUUCCCGAUACAGGGCUGCCUUCAGAAGUCUUCUAAAAGUUGUGUAGUUAUUCAUCUCCUUGACAUCUGGUGGGAGGGCAUUCCACAGGGCGGGCGCCACCACCGAGAAAGCCCUGUAACUUCACUUCUCGCAGGGAGGGAACCGCCAGAAGGCCCUCGGAGCUGGACCUCAGUGUCCGGGCCAAACAAUGGGGGCGGAGACGCUCCUUCAGGUUUAAUGGGCCAGAGCCAUUUAGGGCGUUAAAAGUCAACGCCCUCGACAGCCCUCCAGAUAUUUGAAGAUGGCUAUCCUAUCACCUCCGAGUUUCCUCUUCCAGGCUAAAUGUACCCAGCUCCCUCAACCAUUCCUCAUAAGGCCGUUGUUCUCAGAGGGUGUGGCACGCCACAGUGGUGUGGUCGGAUGUGAUGACAAUUGUGGCAGGAAGAUUCAAGGACAAUCAAAGAAGCGUUAACACGUUUCAGUGUAGUAUAGUAUCAAAAUAAUUUUGGGGGAUAUUCAACCAGAACUGGGACACGGGUGGCGCUGUGGGUUAAACCACAGAGCCUAGGACUUGCCGAUCAGAAGGUCGGCGGUUCGAAUCCCCACGACGGGGUGAACUCCCGUUGCUCGGUCCCUGCUCCUGCCAACCUAGCAGUUCAAAAGCACGUCAAAGUGCAAGUAGAUAAAUAGGUACCACUCCGGCGGGAAGGUAAACGGCGUUUCCGUGCACUGCUCUGGUUCACCAGAAGCAGCUUAGUCAUGCUGGCCACAUGACCCGGAAGCUGUACACCGGCUCCCUCGGCCAAUAAAGCGAGAUGAGCACCGCAACCCCAGAGUCGUCCGCCACUGGACCUAAUGGUCAGGGGUCCCUUUACCUUUACAACCAGAACUAGUACCUAGGCCCCUCUUCAAGAGCAUUGGCCAUUCUUCUGUGCUUCUCUGCAACAUAUUGUCGUGAAGAGGGAUUUCCAACUCUGACAAAUAGGAAAGAUCAGAAAAGAGAAAUCCUUCUUUGUGCUGAUGAGGGGAUUGCAGUUAGUUUGUCUCAAGUCAGGCCUAAUAGAAGUGCUGCAAAAGCCAGUGCACACCUCUCAUUAAAUCUUCCAGGUAUGGAUAGGUAUAUUUUCAAAACCAAGCACUGCUAGGAGUUGUUUCUCCCCCCAACCAAACAUAUUUCUUGCCAAUUUAAAAAUCAGUGUGGCGAAUUUUUAUUCCGGAGGGAAAACGUUUGAGAGCUACUUCUCAGGAGGCUUGGUUGUAAUAAAUAAUAACAAUAAAAUUUUAUUUAUAUCCCGCCCUCCCCAGCCAAAGCGGCUAAUGCCAGUAAAAAUAGCACAGUUUACAUAAAAUCACAAUCAAUUAAUUGAAAUACCUUCUGAAAUCAAUUCAGAAUCAAAUUCAUGGCAACCAUUGUGCUAGAGUUCUGUAAGGAUUACCAAAGGAGGAGGUGAGACUGUGCCUUGGCCAAAGGCCUGGUGGAACAGCUCUGUCUUGCAGGCCCUGUGGAAAGAUGUCAAGUCCCGCAGGGCCCCAGUCUCUUGGGACAGAGCGUUCCACCAGAUCGGAGCCAGUACUGAAAAGUCCCUGGCUCUGGUUGAGACAAGCCUAACCUCUCUGUGGCCCGGGACCUCCAAGAUGUUUUUGUUUGAAGACCGUAAGGUCCUCCAUGGGACAUACCAGGAGAGGCGGUCCCGUAGGUACGAGGGUCCUAGGCCGUAUAGGGCUUUAAAGGUUAAAACCAGCACCUUGAACCUGAUCCUGUACUCCACCGGGAGCCAGUGCAGCUGGUAUAGCACCGGGUGAAUGUGAUCUCACAGCGAGGACCCCGUAAGGAGUCUCACCGCGGCAUUCUGCACCCGCUGGAGUUUCCGGGUCAGUCUCAAGGGCAACCCCACGUAGAGCGAGAUACAAUAAUCCAAUCUGGAGGUGACCGUCGCGUGGAUCACAGUGGCUAGGUCAGGGCAAGAGAGGUAAGGAGCCAACUGCUUAGCUUGGCGGAGAUGAAAAAAUGCCGCCUUUGUUAUAGCUGCAAUCUGUGCCUCCAUGGAAAGGGAGGUGUCGAAGAUUACACCCAAACUCUUAACGGACGGUGCUGGCACUAAUUGUGCCCCCGCAGGAGAUGGCCCCCAAUCCCAUAUCAUCCCGACCCAGCCAAAGCUGAUUGCAGUCCCCUCUUUUAACGCUGAAUUGCCCGUCGCUCUGUCUUUCAGGAGCAGCUACAGGGCCAAGACUUCAGUAAGUUCCAGCCCUUGAAGAGCAAACUGCUGGAUGCCGUUGAGGAUAUGCUUGCCAGUGAUAUCGCGCAGCUGAUGGUGCUGGUGCGCCAGGAGGAGUCCCAGCGGCCCGUGCAGAUGGUGAAAGGGGGCGCCUUCGAGGGCACCUUGCACGGCCCCUUUGGGCACGGCUACGGCGAGGGCGCCGGCGAAGGGAUCGACGACGCCAACUGGGUGGUGGCCAGAGACAAGCCCAUGUACGACGAGAUCUUCUACACGCUUUCGCCGGUGGACGGGAAGAUCACUGGCGCCAACGCCAAGAAGGAGAUGGUGAGGUCCAAGCUGCCGAACACUGUCUUGGGCAAGAUCUGGAAACUGUCUGACAUCGACAAAGACGGGAUGCUUGACGACGAGGAGUUUGCUUUGGCCAACCACCUCAUCAAAGUCAAGUUGGAAGGCCACGAGUUGCCGAACGAGCUCCCGUCUCACCUCAUCCCUCCGUCGAAGAGGAAACUGACAGAGUGAGAGGGUGGCGGGAAGGAAUUGUGGGGUUUUGGGUGGGUGGGUAAAUCAAAUAUACCUAAUUGAGAUGUGGAGCUGGCUUCUGGCUUCCAAUAACGUCCAGGCGUGGUGAGGAACCUGGUGCAAUAUUUUGGAGCAGGCGUGAGGAACCUUUGGCCUUCCAGAAGUUGUCGAACUAGAACCCCCUGGUUACGUGAAACAUCUUCAAUGAACACACAAGACGUAACCGGCUGUACGUUUGAAAAAAUAAUAUAUACUAUUCAUUGUAUUGAAUUGUAGAUUUCAACAGAAGUAGCUCAUAAAGUUCAACGAGAAAUAAUAAUAAUAAUAAUUUAUUAUUUAUACCCCGCCCAUCUGGCUGGGUUUCCCCAGCCACUCUGGGCGGCUUCCAACAAAACACUAAAAUACAAUAACCUAAAAGCUUCCCUAAACAGGGCUGCCUUCAGAUGUCUUCUAAAAGUUUGGUAAUUAUUUUUUUCUUUGACAUCUGGUGGGAGGGCGUUCCACAGGGCGGGCGCCACUACCAAGAAGGCCCUCUGCCUGGUUCCCUGUAACUUGGCUUCUCGCAGGGAGGGAACCGCCAGAAGGCCUUCGGAGCUGGACCUCAGUGUCUGGGCUGAACGAUGGGGGUGGAGACGCUCCUUCAGAUAUACUGGACCGAGGUCGUUUAGGGCUUUAAAGGUCAGCACCAACACUUUGAAUUGUGCUCGGAAACGUAGUGGGAGAAAAGUAGAAGACCCAGUGGAUCGGUUCAUUCUCUUAAUCAGUUUAUGCAUAAGGUCCAUAUAUGUGAAAGUGUCUAUUCCACCUGUCUGUUCAUAAGAGUCCAACAGUCCACAUGAAAGGUUGUUGCAGUUCCACAGAAUCCUUUCACGGAGUCUAAGACAAGGAUUUCCGGAAUAUUAGCCUUGUUUUGCCAUGCUAGGCUUCAUCAGUAGUACCAACUCUAGGUAAUGCAAAUAAAUACCGUAUUUUUCGCUCGAUAACACGCACCUGACCAUAACACGCAUGUAGUUUUUAGAGGAGGAAAACAAGAAAAAAAAUAUUCUAAACGAAACAGUAGAUGUAUGAUUUUUGUGGUUCAUGCUGUGGCCACAGACAUGUGAUCUGACGGUGAGUUUGGAGGAUCCCUGUGGAUCUGUGCUUUGUAACCACGUUUUAAGUGGGGAGGGAAGGAGAAGCACUCGAGGGACAAGGAGCAAGCGUGGAGCAGGCUCUACUUCUCUCCCUCCUCCCCCCCCCCCCUUAGUGAGCUGAAAAACUUUGCUGGAGGG
This is a messenger RNA of Podarcis lilfordi (Lilford's wall lizard), 36512 nucleotides long. The record is from the annotation of a GenBank genome assembly. NCBI's taxonomy places the organism in Eukaryota, Metazoa, Chordata, Lepidosauria, Squamata, Lacertidae.